This is a messenger RNA of Mauremys mutica (yellowpond turtle), 4786 nucleotides long. RefSeq names its product E3 ubiquitin-protein ligase RNF213-like. The transcript has 27 exons. The record is from RefSeq and is a predicted model, not a curated record. Lineage: Eukaryota; Metazoa; Chordata; Testudines; Geoemydidae. Gene Ontology annotation, molecular function: ubiquitin-protein transferase activity; ATP hydrolysis activity. Bases 1 to 3711 code for a protein of 1236 amino acids.
AUGCACACGCCGGCCACCCACAGACGGCCGUUCCGGCAGCAGCCCUACCGGCCCUUCACCCAGGCCAGGCCUAGGCCAUUUAACAAUCGCCGGACGGCCCCCUACCGCCGCAGGCCGUCGAGGGACAUGGUGGUGACGGUUACAAAGCCCGCUCUCCAGACGCUCACCUGGUGGCUGGAUCCGGGGGUUGUCUGCGCAGGGGUCCCGUUCCGCCAUCCUCGCCCGUCUGUCACCCUGACCACAGACGCCUCGGCGCUUGGACACCAAUGGAAUUGCACCAACAUCGUCUACCUGCUCAUCGAUCACCUGCUACACGAUGAAACCAACAUGGACGAGAAGCUGCUAAAGCUCGUUGUGAAGCAGUUUGUCUUCCUCUGGAACUUACUGUACGAUAUUGAAGAUCAUAAACCAGCAAAGAUUUUUGAAGAUGUGACAAAAGUGCUGAAGAGGUGCAGCAACAAUGCUGCUACCACCUACCUUGUGAAGGGUGUGAACAAAUGCAAAAGCUGCCAGAACGAGAUCACUGACCCGGCUGAGCUGCCCUGUGGUCACAUUUUCUGCACUCAGUGCAUCCGGGAGUGGAACAUCAGGCAGUGCAAGAUCUGCAAGGAGAGCGUCCCUGAGGAUUACGUGCCCACUGCCACCCAGAUCACCAGGGAGGCAGUUGCAAGUCACAACAAAUUCAGGAGGAAGUGCAACUCCUUCUUUGUGGAGUUUGUCAGUAGUUACUGUUUUGGGGACAAAAUCCCACCAUCUGCAGAGAUCAUCAAACAACUGAUUAAGUUUGUGGCCUGCAAACCUUCUAACCCAGAACAUCAAGAGAUUAGAAAGGUGUACAAACCAACAAGUGACUUGUCGCCCUUUGAAGAAUGCAUGGACCCGAGUCCUACUGUCAAGUCCUCCCUUUUGAAAAUGCUGCUCCGAUGCAGGCUAGACGAUGUGAAGGAACACCUGGAAGAAUAUCUCUCCAGGAUGGAGGAAGCAUUAUCAUUAAAUCAAACCAGUUGUGAUGAUUUCUAUUUCAUGGCAGUGUGCUGCUUUGAGGAUUUUAUGUAUUCCUCCUUUCAAGAAGACGCCAGCCAGAAUUCAGAGCACUUGCUCUCCACUGCAGAUCUGUCUGCUCCCAGCUCUGCCACCGUCACCAGCAUUGAAAACCUGCAGUUCAUUGCUAAGCUCCGACUCGCCAUCAGUAACGUUGCAACUGACAUAAAAGUCAGCUCCAAUGAACCACUGAUGCAGGUGACUCUAGACAGAGCAAGAGGCCACAUUAAAAACACAGACCCUGAAGAAGCCAAGCAACUAACAACCAUCACAAAGCACAUGGAGAGGCUCCUACAGGCAUCGUUGCCCUCAGAAGAAUCUGUGGAAAACAAAUUGGAAAAGAUCAUGAGUGACGUGAGCAGCCAGGAGAACGCAGCCCUGCUGGAAGUGGUGCUGCAUACUGCUGUCACGCUGACCCUGUCCCAGCACCCACUCACCGAGCUAUUCAAAUCCAUCUGCUUCCAGCCCAGCGCUGUCACGGGGACCUACCUUCCGACCAUGCCGGGCGACCUUCUCUUUGAUGUGACAAAUUGGAAAAACAAUCAGCUUGAAAAACUGUGGAGAUGCCAAUGUGGGCAGUACUGGCGCAUUGAAGAUUGCGGACGGCCCUGGUUUAUUAUCAAGUGUCUGUGUGGCUCCGAGGUCGGUGGGGCUAAUCACAAACCGGUCCAGGGAUUUGAGGAAGUAGAUAUCACGAAGGAUAAAACAGAGAGAGGCUACGUGCUGGGGUGUCCGUCCGCACGGAACAAUGAGACAGAGAGGGAUCUGCCUGCAGCCGCAGUCUGCAUCGCCAGAGCACUGCUCCAUUCUUCAAUGCUCCUAGGGACUUUUACCGAUAGACAGUCCAUUUUGGAGCUAAUGAAAGUGAAGCAACAGGACGCAGAAACAUUCUUUUUGGACCACCUUGAAAAAGACAUCCAGUUCCUAGCAGAGUCACUUAGUAGAAACAUAGACGAUGCAACGAUGACAGUCCACCUGUUCCUCAGAUACAUCCUCGAGAGCACAGCAGCCACAAACAUGACCAUUAAAGUCAUGCAUGAAAAAGAAGACAGAGUACGGUGGGAAAGGUGCUUAAAAGAUGUAACGCAGUCGUUCUUCCAGGUGCUGGAGCAGAAACUUGCUUCUGCAAAGCAGCAAAUUCAUAGUUCAAAUAUUCUCCUGAAAAUAGCCGAUGGCCAGUCCCUGCCUUUCAGCCACCUGCCGACCUGCGGGCCCAUCAACAUGCCCUGCAUGUGGAGAUUUGAACAGAGGAUGACAGUCCAGCGCCUGACCCAUCUGGUGCAACAAGAAAAUGGAGAAAACCAGUUCCCUCUGCUCCUGGCACUCCUGUCCAAGCACCAGCACAUUCGACACAUACAGCACCUGCCUGAAAUUCUCAUUCUGCAGCGCUCUCUGAUCCACUGUUUCCAAAAUGGCGAUAUCUGGGAUAAUACCCCGUCAAUCUCUCCUGUUGACAGAGAAUUUCCCAAAGGUGAAAGGCUUUCUGUGAGAAAGUUCUUGGAACGGGACGACCUCUCAGAUGAUCAGCGUUUUGCUUUUGAAAGAGCCAUACAGACUGUUCAGAAAGUGUGGAGCAAUAUAAGAUCAAGUCCCAGAAGCUCAGAAAUCAGUAUCCCUGAAGAACUGUGGUGCAAGGAGAUCAGCGCUGACACUGACCUCCUGGACCUCCUGCCAACCACUCCAUCCGUAACUUCCAUUGUUACAAAGUUUUUAAUAGAGCUCCAGAACAGCUGUAUUGACACAGCUGCUCAACUCACUAAGGAAAAACAAAGGUCUGUUUCAGCGGAAGAGGUGAAGCUCGCCUCUGUGUUAAGUGUUACCGAGAGCGACUUGAUCACCAUGGCGCUGUUGAACUUCCAGUAUGUGCUAGAGGAAGAUGGAACCAAAACCACCCACUAUAACUUCCUGACUCUGCAGAGGCAAGUGAUUCACCGCUUCAUCAGCGGGAAGCCCGUCGUGAAAGCCCAGACAACUCCGUCCAUUACACUGAAAAAUGUGAAGACUCUGCACUCCACAAAAGAUAAUGUUAAAGAACAAUUGCAUCAGGAACCACUGAGCGUGAGUCUGAUGAAACGCAUUAUGGAAGAGGCCAAUUCAGUGAGCGACAUUUCCAGAGCACUCUCCACCCUGAAAGUGGCUGCAGAGUUCCUGGCUGUGACUGGAGGGAACCCGGAGCGGCUCCUGACUGAGUAUGUCAGAAAUGAGCUGAAGAUGGAGGCUAAUGCAAAGCAGUUCAGAGACUUACCGGUUGUCCCACAAACCCAGCUGAAGCACAUCCUGUCUCUGUGGCAGAUCCUGUCAGCAAAGAGAUCAGCGCUACUUGUACAAAUGAACCAGAAUCCCUUCUUCCUGAUAGACAAGGACUACCACGACGAGCUGGCUGACCAGGAGAGAGAGGAGCUGACAACUGCAUUAUCUACUGUCAAUAUUGAGUUCUUUAUCAUCGAGCUGCACGAAAUGAUCACAGUGGAAUUGGAAAGCUACGAAAACAGUUGGGGGAUAGUGGAGACCUUUCAAGCAUAUUUAGAAAAAGAGGGAAAAGAGGAAAUUUACAUUGAGAAUCUGACCAGCGCUGUGAGCCAGGACCUUUGUCUGAAGAACGUCAUUUCAGUCUGGAAAACUGCUGUGCUAAUCAACAAAACAUACGCCCUCUCUUACAUACAAGAGUGAAUGGGUCCUUGAAUUGUUUCCUGUGGAUACCAGAACCAAUUACUGCACCCAGCCUGUAAUUCACAGCAAUUUAGGAAGUAGAGUUUCUUUGGGAAGUGAGUCCACUCAAAUCACCAGGCCGAUGCAUCACUUGAAUCAAAAUAAGCCUUCAAUCAGAUCUAAGUGGUGCCUGGGCCUGGGCAUUUGAGCUGAGAUGUUAUGGGCAUGACCAGCUAUGCGAGUGUUGCUAUGCGCGUUGCUUUCUGCAAGCGGGUGAAUUUCACCCACCGAGACCUACAAAUGGUGGGCAGGAUUCUUGUGCCACUAUGGCCUUGUCGACAUGUGGUGCUUUAAUGCUGCCAGUCUAGAGAAGGGGAGUAAGCGAUACCUCUGUAAGGGCACUGAUCUGUAAGGGGAAGCACUGGAGCCCAGUGGCUAGAGCGGGGGAGUGGGACCCAGGAGACCUACGUUCUGUUCAGUAAAAUGGGGGAAAUGACACUGAUCUGUUACAUAAAGUGCUGUGGCAUCUGCAGGUGAAAAGCGCCAGGUUCUCUCAUACGGGUGUAACUGUCCCCAGCCUAGGGCUGGCCCGGGUAUAGCUAUUUUGUAAAAUGAUCACACUCCUCACUGACACGGUUACACCAGCACAACUUCCGAGUGUCGUCUGGGCCUUGCACUGAGCAGUAACCACUGGAGGCAGCGGGGCUGGUUCUCAGCCUGGCCACUCCUGCAGUCAUUUGCACCUGAGCAAAGUGCGUGUAAAAUGCCACCAAAUCGGAAGGGUCCUUGCAGCCACGUUGCCCUCUCUUGGUGCAAGAACAACACAAGGUGCAAAGUGGAGGAGACGACCCCAUGGAUAACAGAGCAUUAAGCCCCUAAUUUUUAAAGUCUUUGAUGAAUCAUCUCAGCCAGGGAUUCUCAGACUUGGUCCGAAUCGCCCUCCGUUGUAUUCUAGCUCUUUACCUGUGCUUUAGCAGAUGGACUCACCAGUUCUUUCUGGCAGUGUCAUGGCAUGCACCGUACUACGGACUCUGUGAUCACAGUGGUCCCUUCUGGCCUUACAGUCUGUGGGUCUCUGCUCAGUGCUUUGCAGCUA